GUGGUCGUUUGCUCCUUUUGCUUGUUAAAAAUAAAAGUCAGGUAUAUCCCAUGUGCAACAGUGUAGCUUGUAUGGAGUCACUGGAGUGGAGCAGUGCACAUGAGCAGGUGUGGGGGGUACAGAAUAUUGGUGCAUGCCCCCCUUCUCCUGUUGUGUUUGGCUGCGCCCUGUGGGGCCUGGUAGUACUGUAGGCUUACAGGGGGAGGAUCUGCAUGGGUGGGGGGCUGUCCCACUUAGCUCUCUGCUUAUUCAUUAUCUGCAGUCAUUCAUCUUACUGGAGCUGAGUCUCACCCAGACUGUGCUGCAGCACCAGCUAAGGCUGCCUGUGUGUGAGAGAGAAGCACUGAUUGGUGGGAGCUUGCAGUGAGGGGGAAAGAAGGAUGGGGGGCAAAUGCCAGGAGUUAAAGCCUGAGACUACAUUGAGCGGGCUCCUCUGAAACCCUUGGAAUGUGGACAGACAGUGCCCCGAACUGCUCUGUGCCCUACCUGCCCAUGCCUGGCACAUUCCAGCACUGUGAGUGGAGAAAUCCUCCCUCCUAAGGGAACCAUUAAAAUAAAUUAGGGGUGGGUGAGAUUGCCCUGAGACUACUUGUUGAUCUCUGGAGUCUGCUGCACAAAUGAAGAUCCUGGAGGGAGAGCUUAGGAAUCCUGUCUGCUGCUGAAGAGUCGCCGCCUGACAGAACAGGUCGGAGGCGCAGCAUGCCUGGGAGUUCCUCUGAUCAGAGUCCCACCAUGGACCAGUCAGCGACCACCCCAUUUCGAGUCACGGGGUUCCUCAGUCGCCGGCUCAAAGGCUCCAUCAAACGGACGAAAAGCCAACCCAAGCUCGACCGAAACAGCAGCUUCCGCCAUAUCAUCCCUGGCUUCCGAAGUGUGGACAAUGAAAGGUCCCAUCUAAUGCCGAGAUUGAAAGAAUCGCGGUCUCACGAGUCGUUACUGAGCCCCAGCAGUGCCGCCGACGCUCUUGAUCUCAGCAUGGAGGAGGAAGUUGUCAUCAAACCUGUCCACAGCAGCAUCCUCGGCCAAGACUUCUGCUUUGAGGUAAAUGCCUCAUCGGGGAGCAAAUGUUUUUCUUGCCGUUCUGCAGCCGAGAGAGAUAAAUGGAUGGAGAACCUACGGCGUGCUGUGCACCCUAAUAAGGACAACAGCAGGAGAGUAGAGAAUAUGCUAAAACUCUGGAUUAUUGAAGCAAAGGACCUUCCAGCCAAAAAGAAAUACCUGUGUGAACUCUACCUAGAUGAUGUACUUUAUGCACGAACUACCUGCAAACUAAAAACUGAUAACGUGUUUUGGGGGGAGCACUUUGAAUUUAAUAACCUUCCCACGCUGAAAAGCAUCACUGUCCACUUGUAUAAAGAGACGGACAAGAAGAAAAAGAAAGACAAAAACAAUUACGUGGGGCUGGUCAAUAUCCCUAUUGGGGCGGUGACUGGCAGGCAGUUUGUGGAGAAAUGGUACCCUAUAGUCACUCCCAACCCGAGUAAAGGCAAGACCUCCGGCCCCAUGAUCCGCAUUAAAACACGCUACCAGAGUAUCAGUAUCCUCCCCAUGGAGAUGUAUAAGGAGUUUGCAGAGUAUAUCACCAAUAAUUACAUGGUCCUCUGCUCAACACUGGAAGGGAUCCUUAGCGUAAAGAAUAAGGAGGAGAUGGCAUCUGCUCUGGUCCAUAUACUGCAAAGCACUGGAAAAGCCAAGGAUUUCCUCACGGACCUAAUGAUGUCUGAAGUUGAUCGUUGUGGUGACAAUGAACAUCUUAUAUUUCGGGAAAACACACUCGCCACCAAGGCUAUUGAGGAGUACCUGAAGCUUGUAGGGCAGAAGUACCUGCAGGACGCGCUUGGUGAGUUUAUAAAAGCACUGUAUGAAUCAGAUGAAAACUGUGAGGUCGAUCCCAACAAGUGUUCCACAUCAGAUCUUCCCGAGCACCAGAGCAAUCUGAAAAUGUGCUGUGAACUGGCAUUCUGCAAAAUCAUCAACUCCUAUUGUGUGUUUCCAAGGGAACUGAAAGAGGUGUUUGCCUCCUGGAGGCAAGAGUGCAACAGCCGAGGGCGCCCCGAUAUCAGUGAACGACUCAUCAGUGCCUCCCUUUUCCUGCGCUUCCUCUGCCCGGCCAUCAUGUCCCCAUCACUAUUCAACCUGCUCCAGGAAUACCCGGAUGACCGGACAGCACGGACACUUACCUUGAUCGCCAAGGUCACUCAGAACCUUGCCAACUUUGCAAAGUUUGGCAGUAAGGAGGAGUACAUGUCGUUCAUGAAUCAAUUUCUGGAGCACGAGUGGACAAACAUGCAGAGAUUCCUCUUGGAGAUUUCCAACCCAGAGACCAUCUCCAACACGGCCGGUUUUGAGGGCUACAUCGACCUGGGACGGGAGCUCUCCACUCUGCACUCUUUAUUGUGGGAUGUCAUUGCACAGAUGGACCAGGUCACGGUCGCCAAACUUGGGCCCCUUCCUCGUAUUUUAAGAGAUGUAAAUGCAGGGUUGAGUAACCCCUCCAGCAUCCAGAGCUCCGCCUCCAGCGAGCACUCGGCGUCAACGCCAAACGCAAGCAACAGCAUAUCAACCGGCCUGCAGAAGAUGGUAAUAGAGAAUGACUUAUCGGGUCUAAUAGAUUUCACAAGGUUACCAUCUCCAACCCCUGAAAACAAGGACUUAUUUUUUGUCACAAGGUCUGCUGGGGUUCAGCCGUCGCCAGCAAGAAGUUCCAGCUAUUCGGAAGCCAAUGAGCCGGAUGUGCAGAUAACCAAUGGAAACAAGAGCUUGUCAAUGGUUGACCUCCAGGACAAUCGUGUGUUGGACAUUGGCACCAACACUUCAGGCAUUGGGGAUUCUUUAAAUGACAGUCAGACAUCUUUUAGCCAGCUGCAAGCAAUAUGGACAGCAAGGACACCACAGGGCAAUAUAAUGACAAUGACCACGGCUAGAAGAACAGGACAUACACCAACUACUCCAAACUCAGACACAACGCCGAGUAGACCACAGCUAUUGGCACCUUUAUCAUUCCAAAACCCUGUGUACCAAAUGGCAGCAGGUUUGCCAGUUUCACCACGGGGAUUAGGGGACUCUGGAUCAGAGUGUCAUAGCUCCCUCAGUUCCCAUAGUAAUAGCGAGGACUUAGCAGGAAGUAAACAUGGUUUUAUGAACCCCGGGAGCACAGAAGAUUUCAGUAGGCGAUCUGGAGAUAUGUCUAGGUGUGUAGACAUGUCUAGAUCUGUAGAUAUGUGUAGAUCUGGGGAUAUGUCUAGGAGGCAGCAUUCAUUAUGUGAAAAAACUGGUCAACCUACAAUGCCACGGCAGAACAGUUCAGGCCCUCAGAGGCGAAUAGAUCAACCACCACCUCCACCACCCCCAGCAAUGACCAGGGGAAGGACACCCCCAACGUUAUUAUGCACGGCAACGUACCAGAGACCCUCUAGUGGCAGUAUGAUGUCUUCUUCUCCAGACUGGCCAGGCAGUGGUGCCCGUGUGAGGCAACAGUCGUCAUCUUCCAAAGGUGACAGCCCCGAGAUGAAACAGAGGACACUGCAUCAUAAACAGGCCCCCUCACCCGUGAACCCCAAUGCUCUGGACCGCACAGCUGCAUGGCUGUUGAAUAUGAAUAUGCAGCUAUUAGAAGAUGAAAGCCCUGAGCCAGAUAUCAAGCACAGGGACAAACUCAGGAAUAAGGAAGAGCUCAGCCAAGCAGAAAAGUACCAACAGGAGAUCAUGGUGUUGCAGGAAAAGCUCCGACUUUCAAACAAGAAGCUAGAAGAGUAUGAGAACCGUUGCAAGAGCCAGGAUGAACAAACCCAAAAACUCCUGCUGGAAUACCAGGCCAGGCUGGAGGAAAGCGAGGACAGGCUAAGACGGCAGCAGGAGGACAAGGAGAUGCAGAUGAAAGGAAUCAUCAGCAGGUUGAUGUCGGUUGAAGAAGAAUUAAAGAAAGAUCACUCGGAAAUGCAAGCAGCUGUCGACUCUAAGCAGAAGAUCAUUGAUGCACAGGAGAAGCGAAUCGCAUCACUGGACGCCGCAAAUGCACGGUUAAUGAGUGCGCUCACUCAGCUGAAAGAGAGGUACAGCAUGCAGACACGUAACGGGAUCUCACCCACAAACCCAACUAAAUUACAGAUCACAGAGAACGGAGAAUUCCGAAACAGCAGUAAUUGUUAACAAAAUAUUUUUU
Molecule: messenger RNA, 4162 nt
Organism: Xenopus laevis (African clawed frog)
Lineage: Eukaryota; Metazoa; Chordata; Amphibia; Anura; Pipidae
Gene: dab2ip.S
Product: disabled homolog 2-interacting protein
Exons: 16
Coding region: 700-4149 (1149 amino acids)
Source: RefSeq, a predicted model, not a curated record